AGAAGAAGAAGAAGAAGAAGAAUAAGAUCAGGAUGCUGAACAGCUUGGCGAACUACCUACUCGGAGGUAAUAUCACCGGCGGACAAGGUUCACGGGAAGGGUCCAAUAACCAAAUCCCGGAGGCCUGCCCGGUAAUGGCAAGGCUCAGGCAGGUGGAGGUUGAGGGCGAUGACUGGAUCCUCAUUGACCGUGCUGGUGAGGGCGCGUCGGCGCUGGAGGAGUCGUGGUACCUAACCCCUCCGCCGUGUUUCACACGGGCGGGACCCGUGAACGUAGAGACGUCACCGUUAGAAGACCUGCUAAUAGAGCAUCCAAGUAUGUCUGUUUACCGAGCCACAGCGUCUCCGAUCGCCCCCGAAACCCCACCGCCUACGCCGGACGCGCCGGAUGAACGUAACGUCGAGGAAAACGUGGCUCUGCGAGACGUGGUCGUACCCGGCGGAAACGUGGCCACGGCGACGCCAGUUUCGCUGGAACGUAACCCUAGGAGAAGACGAGGAGACGCAGAGCAAGAGGAUAUAGAGCGUAGACCAUCUAUCCACGACGGCAGACCUGCUGUCGAUCGUCCGCGCAGAUCAGAGCAGAGGAUAGUUGUUCAGCUACGGUCGGCGCAAAAGGUUUUCGAAAAGAGGUCCACGCAAGGUCUAAAGAGAGGUCGCCUGGAGAGGAGUAACAAGUUGAGAGAGGUGUUCAGUGUAAAGGGCAAGCGGCCACGUCGCCAGGACCGCUUGCGCAUCCAGAACAGUGGCGCGAACAACAACCGGAAAUGCUAGUCAUUCGAUCUCAGGCCAAGGUGUACUCAAAUACCUUCUUCCUAAAACAGGCAUAUACAGGAAAAGCCACACUGCAUUACAAAGAAAAACAAAAAAAAAAAAAA
Molecule: messenger RNA, 877 nt
Organism: Heterotrigona itama
Lineage: Eukaryota; Metazoa; Arthropoda; Insecta; Hymenoptera; Apidae
Source: the annotation of a GenBank genome assembly